AUGGCCGAUCGAGGACGUUUCCGUGGCGGAUUUGGAAGUGGCGCAGGUGGUCGCGGAGCCGGAGGUGACCGCGGACGAGGUGGACGUGGUCGUGGAGGUCGUGGUGGUCGAGGAGGACGUGCUGGCCGUGGAGGUGAGAAGGAAUCUGAGUGGGUUCCUGUAACGAAGCUUGGACGUCUCGUGAAAGAUGGAAAGAUCACAACUCUCGAGGAGAUUUACCUCAACUCUCUACCCAUCAAGUGCGGUCCCAGCCGGUUACCGCUCAAGGCCUUUGUGCGCUAUCGGAGUUCCAAGGCACGUUGGCUCGGAGUCAAUUGGCUCCAAAGAAGUUGUCACCGACUAUCCGUGGAGCUCAGUUGCCGCCAAGGGCUUGCUGUUAUCUGUGCGGAACGUGGUUACUGGGCUAAGGUAAGCAAGAUCGGGUCUUCCACCCGUUCCUGGUAG
Molecule: messenger RNA, 444 nt
Organism: Cooperia oncophora
Lineage: Eukaryota; Metazoa; Nematoda; Chromadorea; Rhabditida; Trichostrongylidae
Source: the annotation of a GenBank genome assembly